This is a messenger RNA of Sardina pilchardus (European sardine), 621 nucleotides long. RefSeq names its product cytochrome c oxidase subunit 6A, mitochondrial. The transcript is spliced from 4 exons. The coding region runs from base 163 to 480 and encodes 105 amino acids. Gene Ontology annotation, molecular function: enzyme regulator activity. Lineage: Eukaryota; Metazoa; Chordata; Actinopteri; Clupeiformes; Clupeidae. Gene Ontology annotation, cellular component: mitochondrial inner membrane. Gene Ontology annotation, biological process: mitochondrial electron transport, cytochrome c to oxygen. The record is from RefSeq and is a predicted model, not a curated record.
UUGGCAGAUACACAAACUGCAGUGGGGAGGAGCUUGCAGUUCCUGCCAGGACAGACUGAAGGACAAACAGCCAAAGGUGCAAGAGAAAUAGGAAAAAACAGAGGACUGACUUUCUUAAUUAUAAAGGAAUAGAAGGAUCAUAGACUGAAGUGGGAGUGAAAGAUGGCUUCAGCACCUAUCCGCCUGCUACUCCGCCGAGGGUUUUCUGCUGCAGCGUCCCAUGAAAGCCAUGAGGGAGGAGCGAAAACCUGGAAGAUUCUGUCAUUUGUCCUGGCCCUGCCUGGAGUUACCGUGUGCAUGAUCAACGCUUACCUGAAGGCACAGGAGCAUGCAAAACACGGACGUCCAGAGUUUGUGCCCUACCCUCACCUUCGCGUCCGCACCAAGCCCUGGCCCUGGGGUGAUGGCAACCACUCUCUCUUCCACAAUCCUCACACCAAUGCCUUACCCACUGGUUAUGAGGGCCACGGCCAUCACUAGUCACAGCACCUCCUUGUGUCCACCAGAAACCUCAUGUUCACUCCUACAUCAUGAGCUAAUUACCUGUAUGACAUGAGCACAGGGGCCAAUCAAAUAACUGAGGAAUUAAAUAAUAAAAUUCUUCUUUUUUCUUAAGUGUAA